AUGAUGGCAUCGGAGUUGAAUGUCACAGCCGCCAAUUUGUUUUACCCUCUAGAGGGUUUGCGGAUGGCAGGUUUGUUGGUGGGUGUUCUGACACUUCCAUCCAAAGCUACGGCUUCAGAUUCGCAUGGAAACCUCUUCUAUUUCUCACGUUUUUUUGAUCCAGAGUCCGUUGAACACAAUGAAGUCCAAAUUCUGUUGAGGACGUCUGCCGGGGCUUUGGCAAACAAGAUACUAUCCACAUUGAACUCCACUGAGGCCAAGGUAGCUUUCGAAGGUGGUUUGCGGGCUGUGUUGGCGCAUGUGCUUGAAGAGUCUGGGUUGAAGCCUGACAUCACAAGGCGAGCAGCAGGCCGCAUCUACCAGCGUUUGCGUUCUGACAUGGUAUCCAGUGGCAAGGUAGAGUGUGUGCGUGCAUGGGACCCUGGCAGUAGAACGUUCAAGGAUGCCCUUUGCAUUCCAGGCCAUACAGGACAGCCAGAGCCAAUUCUUGCAAUUGCCGACGUUCCAGCCACUGAGGCUGGAAACGUGGCGCAGGUACCCGCGGCCCCAGAUGAGCAUUUUGCCACAAAAGAGCAUCCACUUCCCGAGUCAGUUGCGCAAGCGUUUCCAACUGCAGCAUGUUUGCGAUCAUCUGAGAGGUCCGUGGCCCAGCAAGCCCAGGAUCUGAUCCGUUGUUGCAGCAGAUUUGGCCGCGGGAUUACUGGCCCGGAUGUAUGCAGCAUGCUUGGGACACGCCGUAAACAAGCGGAGCGCAUUCUAAAUACGUUGGUGAAGAGGAAAAGGGUAAUUCGAGUGUUCGAAAGCGAUGGGAAGGCUCAUGCAAAUCGUUACUUUGACUCCCCGGAAGCCUGCGCCGACAUGUGCAACAUUUCGCAAGCAAGCAAGAAACAUGCUCUCAGAUUAAGCGAUGGGCGCGGCAACAAAGCCCUCAAGACCCGAUCUUCUGGCCGCAUUGAUGUCACUUUUGUUCGAAGAAUACAGCGUACGAGCGAGCUGUUGGAGCGGAUUGGAGUGCUUACGACCUUUGAUUUGAGGAAAGCCGGAAUGCAGGAUGAUGUGCUGGGAUGCAUGGAUAGCAAGACACCGGCUAAGAUUUUGAAAGCGGUUGCCUCAACUGAGAAGCGUGUGGGCAUUGCCGUGACUGAAACUGACCACAUUGAGUUCGCAUUCUGGAAGCCAACUCAUACAGAGAGUUCUGCGCGGCAGGUGGCGCAGCAGAAUGCGGAGAUGCGCAAGGAGACUCGCUUCCAGAAGAUCCGGCGGGUCAAUGAGAAACCGAAACCACCUUCGCCAUUAGCCUUGCUAAAUCAGCCGUGGCCAUGUCGAUACCAGGGACCUUCAGCUCCACCGUGGAAACCUAUGAGUCGAAGGGUGCUCUCUGAAGAUAUCGUGGCGGAGCGUGUGACCCAGCCAGGAAAAUUGGAAGCCGUAGGCGGAGUGCCACGGACCUUGGACCAGAAGGUAUUGCAGCACUACGGUUUCAACAGCUCCCUGGUCUCCCGAAUCCAAUUGUUGCAUGGGAUGCUUCUUCGCAAGCAAGGCUUCAAUACCGACGCGCAGUGGACACCGAGAAUCGUCGAUGAGAUGGAUCUGGAUGUUUUUCUUCAGGUUAUUGGUUGUGGCAUUUACAACCCAGAGCUGGACGACCUGCUGCUUACUGGUGUUGAGGGGGGGUUGGCCACUGGAUCGAAUCUUCUUGUCAGCGAGGCCAGGGCCAACUUCAUGGUGUCGCCAAGCAUAAAGAAGCAGCUGCUCGGGCCCACCACGUGCGCCGGGGCAUCUAGGACAACGCAGAGCAUCCGCAGAGUCAUGGUCUAUCUGGUCAAGAUGAACUUGGUAAGCAUGGCAGACGGGCAAAAUUCCAGUGUGACGGGGGAUGCCAUUCACUUAGUCUACAAAGUGAAUCGCUAUGCUCACUUAGACAGCUUCACAACCGACCUGGAUUCAGACCCGCCUGUGCGACUUGCUAGCUUUGAUCUUGCAAAGCCCGGUGCUGUGGAUGCAUAUUGGUCAAGGCUUCGCGACCUGGUGAAGGCAUGGUGUGACAAAUCGGGCGAGCAACCAGGAGGUGCCAAAGAUUAUGAGGGAAGUGGGUCAAGCAGGGAGGACGACAAACGACCAAGGCGAAUUGUGCCCACCCCAAAGAACGCUUCCCUCCCUGAGCUUUUCCGGCGCAAGAAUUGGAAAAGCUAUCCUUGGCUCGCGCCUCAUCAAAGGGCUUCGCUUAACAAGUUCUUCAAUGACAUUUGUUUAAACCAGGCCCACAAGAACGAAAACCGACAGGAUGACUCGCCCAUCGCGCAGGAUACGCGAAUCGUGACGCCGAAGUCGCCCGAAGUAACUGCCUUGAGCCGUCGGAUCAUGGUGCCGCCAGAGCGGGUUAUCAAGUACUGCCGGCAGCUGACGGAGGUUGCCGGUCCUCACCCAUCCGGGGCCAAAGUGGAUUUCUCAUCGCUGUAUGCUGUGCGGUUCAAGUGCCAUGUCUGUGGGCAUCUCUGCUUUUUGAAGAAUUCCGUGGCGGACCAUUACCUCAAAUUUCACGGCCAGCUUCUACCUGAAGAUGAAAGCCUCUAUUGCGAGCCGGACUUUUAUGCACAGCGAUUGGAGCAAGCAAAGCCGCCUAAAGUCCCAGGGGUCAAGCGAUUGCGUAAAGCGAUUCCAAGUAAAGCCAGCAGACUCGGACUGGAACUCGGUGACUUGGAAGUGAAGGAAGAGCAAAGGGAUGAGAUGGAUGAUGCCACCUGGCUGCAGCUGCUGACCACAGCCGAGUGCCUGGUCCCUUUGCAACAGCGUGCCCAGGGAGAACCCAUCAUGAAUCCAGAGCUCCUUUCAGAGUCCGAUAUGGGCUUCCCCGAGGACUACUGCCGAAACCGUAUUCGGAGUAUCCUCCACGCAGACGCGAAGAACCAGCGACUGGUCAGCACCUUGCGCUCCGAGCAAGUCCAAGCGGACCGGGGUCGAAAUCGGGGUGAGGCAGGCCGCUCUGUUGCCAGGUGCUUGUUGCUCUCGCCGUUUGAGACCUACAUGGCCUGGUGGAAGCCUGAUUUUCUUUCUGCUGAGGUCAGAAAACUCACAGAUUGCGUGCUGAAACAGUGGCAGUGUUCUGGCCUGGUCAGUAGAUACAAGCAGCGUCACAAUGCAAGGAAGCUUCCCGGCAAUGUGCGCCCAGCAUGGACGUUGACCUACUAUUCCAAAAGCAGGAUGUUUGGGAGAAGUUGCGACUUUGUGCGGUUGCAGGAAGUAUUGAUUGGAUUUGUAUCCCCGAGUGGGAGCAACUGGCAGAAUCCCAGCACCUUUGUUCCGGAGACAUCUGAGGGCACUCAUAUCCUGGUACUUUCAGACAUGGUCGCCUCAGAAAGGGCAACCUUGCGAGCAGUUUGGGGAGACUCCGACUUUUACAGCCAAGCUCUGGGGAAAAAGCCACCCUGGCAGGUCCACCACGAGGACCAGGAGGAAGAUGAAGAGGAGGAGGAGGAGGACGCCCCCGCGGCAAAAGCCUCUGGCAUACAGUCCCACCUUCAGCUCACCAGUGACGAGCCAACCCUGCAGUCGGUCAGGGCAGACUUAGUGGUCCCACAGUGCGUCUCCCCCUUUGUGAAGUGGCUGGUCGCGCCCAAGGAAGAGCUGGCUAAGAUGAUGCCAGCUCCAGUGGAGCCCAUAGAUCCCCAGCGCUGUCUAUGUGCGGAGGCCAAGGAAACUGCAGAUGGUGAGCCAGACAGGCAGGAGGAUUCGGAAGAGGAGGAGGAGGAAGAUGAUGACGAUAUCGGUGGAGACGCUUUGCCCUCGUCGAGCCGAAGCCAGCAGCCCGAAGCUGAGAAGACGUGCAAAGCACGUUCAAAGCAGAGCUCUGCACUGGAAACAGAUACAGACCCGUCUGUCUUGAAGAAGGCGUUCAAAGAAUUUUCUGCAGCUUUCUUGGAGAUACCAGCCGACACAGACGAGGAAGAGCUGCUUGAUUCUGUGGCGUUCAUUCUGAAAACUGUUCACAGCAUUUCUGCAGCAGCUCCGGGCUCGGGCAAGAGCGCGGAUUUCUUGCUUCCCGCGGCCAGCUUUACUCAGCUCCAGGCUUCCUACGCCGCACACCGCCAAGGGGCAAGGCAGAAGCGGAAGACCCAGACAUUGACGUUGUCCCUAGCACUUGCCUGCUUGGAGGAGUUGAGGCUUUUGGCACCCUUUCCUUGUGGCCAGGACUUCUGUGAGGUGCUUUCGCAUGUGGCCGCCCCUUAUUGUUUCUCGCAGCAAGGAAACGUGGAGGAGUCCUCCGAAGCUGCCCAGUUUUUUUGCAAGUUUGACUUGGGAAGACAUUGGCUUUGGCCAUACUUGGAGCAUGCCCCUCUUGACUGCCUUCGCAAGGCUGCGGCCUGUGUGUUACAAGCAGCAGACAUCCGAUCAGAUGGGGCGCUGCUUCAAAGAUGUUUUCUUCCCUGCAACUUAGUGGCUCCCUGUGCCUGGGUGCAUGCAAGGGGCACCUUGAACGUACCGGUGCUCCGCUGUUUGGUUCUUCGGCUCCUCCAACAGCUGCUUAAGGCACCCCUUGCAUCCGUGCCUGAGUUGGCAAAGGACUGUGGAGCACAAGGCGGUGGGGUCCUGGACAUGUGCGAACUCACCUACCUACUGGAACUGGCAGUCAAAGCUGGCGUGGUUGAAAAGCGUUUGAGUGGCAGCUCCUCGAAUUGCCGCAACACUUCUGAGCAGGAGACACCCCGCUAUCGCUGCGUGCUCCUCCGGUGCAGUGGCGCCUGA
Messenger RNA from Symbiodinium pilosum, 4743 nucleotides. Lineage: Eukaryota; Dinophyceae; Suessiales; Symbiodiniaceae. The record is from the annotation of a GenBank genome assembly.